GUCUGUUUUCAAAGGGAAACAAGGGACUUCAUAGACCUGCCUUUCCGAAGACCCAGUGCUGUUCUGUUCCAGGAAGCUGCAGAAAGAGCACCCUGCACUUACAUCCCAGAAUUGUUGAUGAGAAACUUUUUUGCACACGUUUGUUGAUAGGGAAAUGGAUUUUCCAGAUACUCUGUAAUCCCAGGGUGUAUGAAACACUCCUUUUCAAGAUGCAUGGGAUAUCACAUGUUGUGUCAACACCAGCAGCAAGUUCAAGGGUUUUUGAUGGAGAACAAAGACUCAGCGCCUCAAAACAUAGUUUUCCACGUUGUGCUUGUGCCUUUCUGGAUGAUGAGAGUGGCGACGAGUGGUGUUCCAUAAAUCCUUUGACAGGCUCCCCUUUCACGUAUCGCCGAAGCCCUCGGCUGCUUUCUAAUGGUUAUUACAUUUUGACAGAAGACAGUUUUCUGUUUGAUGAAGAAGGCAACAUAACACUGACACCGUCACAAACAAGUGUUACAUAUAAGGAAAAUUUAGUUCGCGUAUUCAGGCGGAGGAAGAAAAUCCGUCGCUCUCUUGCCAGCUUGUUCAAUCUCAAUGCCUCUAAUUCAUUGCUCAACACCACUGUCCUCAGCAAUAUGGAUUCUUCCCAUGGAGAUGAUUCUUGGACUGAUGGAUGCAGUAAAGUACAAGUCAGUCAGGGUGAUAUUGGUGAUUCAGAUUUUUCUUCUGAAUGUAAUGGUCAUGUAUCACAAAGGCAAGCUCCAUCAGCUAACGGAGCCUCUCUCACCAAAGACAAGGAGUUAAUUCAGUCUGAGAAACCAUUCUCUGCUGCACUAUCUUGCCCCCAGUUUAUGAUAGAUGACAGUGAAGAUACCUUGAGCAGCACAGAAUCUCGUACAGUGCGAAAUAUCCUCUCUCAAAUGGCUGUACUGAUCGUGUGUUUAAUCAUUUCAGUAUGUGCAAGAUAUUUUCUCGGAGGAUUGUCUAUGACUUUGUUGCUGAUAAUAUUGAUUUUUCUGUCAGAAGAUACUGCUGUGUCGUCUUUCAUCAGUCUUGUCACAUCUUUCAAAACUAAGUUUGGUCAAGACUCACCUUCAGUCUCCAAUCUCUGCUUAUCAAUCAUUCUAAGCCUUGGAGCAGCUCAGGACCAUAAAGCAAGACUGCUAUUUCUUUGUAAUGGAACUGGCCAUCCCAUUCCUGGCUCCCCUAUUUCUCUUUUUACUUUGAAAAGAUAAGAAGAAAAAAAAAAUGGAGUCAUGCACAGAUUGGUAUCCCUCAUAAUACGGAUAAAACAGCUUUGUUCUUCAGUUCCCUGGAUGAGUGCAGUUCAACUUCUGAGAUGUAAAGGCAGCUGCAUAGCUGCAGAUGCAACCUGGAAAUCCUUUGAGUUAGCCUGUAAGAAGAGGAUGUUCAUCCUGAGAACAAAGCAUUUUAGAACUGUGUGCAGGCAUUUGAUCACUUCUCAGACUUACUAAAGCCUGUGAUGAAAAAUACAUCUUACUCAUCCAGUGUGCCAGACGGUGUUGCACCAGAUGUGGCACUUCCUAAAGUCAGUGAGACUGUUUAUAUAAGGACAGCAGCACCAGAGCUGACUUGGAUUUGGAAAGCCUGUAUCAGUUUUAACCAAAGUAGGUAUUACAGAAUGGAAUGCAGAACUCAGGAUUGUGGCCUAGCAGGAACAAACUAAAAUACAAGCUGGCACAGGAUACUGUAAGACAGGACAGAGAUUGUGGACAAUUAGAUCCCAAGCAUUUCAAAAUAAGCGUGUCUCUUGCCUUUUGUAGGCAGCUUAAAGGCAGAGUAGUUAUUUCUGUAUAUUGCUAUACCAGUUCACUAACGAUUUUCAUUUUUCCUUCUCCUCAAAUAUAUUUUCCUCAGCUCUUCAACAACAAACUACUGUAUACCAACUUAUGGCCACCAUUAUAUAUGUUCCUGUGGGGAAAAAAAAUAGAAUUGUCAGUGUUCUUCCUUAAAAAUACAAUUAUUUUUAGCUUUAUUUGGGUCCCUGUCAAAGUAUGGAUGAGGCCAUUCUUCUUGGUGACUGCAAGCAGUCAUGCAAAGCAGUCCCUGUAGCCUCAGUCCAUUGCAUCAAUAAGGUGCUAUGUAGGAAUGGGGUCCUACAAGCACUUUGAUAGCAAACUGAUGUUAAAAAUUUUUGGCAAUCCCAGCACAGGGCUAUAAAGAUGAUCAGAGGGCUGGAGCACCUGCCCUGUGAGGAACGGCUGUGAGAGCUGGGCCUCUUCAGCCUGAAGAAGAGAAGCCUGAGGGGGGAUCUUAUCAAUGUGUACAAGUACCUGAAGGGAGGGUGUCAAGGGGACGGGGACAAACUCUUUUCAGUUGUCCCGUGUGACAGGACAAGAGGCAAUAGGCAGAAAUGGAAGCACAGGAAGUUCCGCCUGACCGUGAGGGGGAAUUUCUUCCCUGUGAGAGUGACGGAGCCCUGGCACAGGUUGCCCAGAGAGGUUGUGGAGUCUCCUUCUCUGGAGAUCUUCAAGGCCCACAUGGAUGCAACCCUGCCUACCGUGCUCUAGGUGACCCUGCUUGAGCAGGGGGUAGGACUAGAUGAUCCCCAGAGGUCCCUUCCAACCUUACUGAUUCUAUGAUUAAUUCAUCUUUUGAUAAAUAGCUGAUAUUUUCAAAUACCUUCUGUAUUAUUUUUUUUGUAACAACAUGCUAUCAAAGGUAACGGAUUUGGAUAGAGUUGGAGCACAUGUGGUAACAUAUUUCAGAAGCUUUACCGUAUCAUGUCUGUCAUUGCCUUUUGGCCUUUAUGCCAAACCUUUUGUAAAGAGAAUAAAGGGUAAAAGAAACAUAAGAAAAAGUAAAAGUUAAUAGUGCCAAAUUAAUGCCAGGCCAGAUUAUUAGAGACCAGGGAGGCACUCUUCAGAAAACCAGGGAAUGGGAGGUAGAAAAGCAAUGAUGAACCAAUAUUAUCUGGAUUCAGGUAAAAAAAGAGACCUGCAGCUAUUAACUUCAGAAACACUGAGCCCUAUUUUUUAUCUUGGGUCUUUGCUACUGUGGAGACAAAAUUAAACAUAAAUCCUGUGGGUAAUCAAAAACAACUAUCUUGUGACUCCAAGCUUUUAUCAUCUGCUUCUUAAAAUAUCUCCUUAUAUGCCAGUUUAGCUAGGACAGCAUGGAUUUCAUCUUUCCAUGCAUCAAAAUGAUGAUAAUGUGUGAGUAUGCUAUUGCCUACCAAAUCAUUUUAUAACUAAUGCUAUUUCUACUUGACCUGUGCUGUGCUAAAAGCGAUGUUUGUACAGCCCCAGCUGGUAAAUCAGAUACGAAAUAUUGCCUGUGCAAGGGCCUAGUCUGCAGAUGGGGUACAGUCAGACAGACUGACAUAAUGACAGGGACUUCAAGCUUCUGCAACGAAUGCACACAAACUAUAGGUUUUCAUAGGAGAAGGAAUCUAGAACAAUAAAACUCUGCUGUCUGUGCAUGUCUAACUCAGGCUCAAGCAGGUUAUAUAUGUAUUUCUAGGACCAGAAAUCCCAAAAGUAAGAGAGUGAAGAAAAGAGUGCUUCCAAUUAAUUUAAAAAGCGUGUUUCUCUUUCGAACGGUAAAUAUAAGCCGGUUAUAUUUUGAAGCAUCAAGAACUCAAGCAGGGUAAUUUCACCCCAGUCACCAGUUUUGAAUAGUAGCUUACUUUUGCCUAGUGCAUUAAGCUGAUCUCAUAUGAAGACAGGCCUUUCAUUGUAACGUCUCCAUAUUUUAUAGUUUCAAUAAAUAACAACAGUAACAUGUCUUUUGUCAUAAAACUUAUGUAAUUAUAAUAGUAGUUAUAAUAUUCAUACUCGUAUUUACUUAUAGUUACUACAUUUGGGUAAUUUUGUCAGUAUUAAAUAUUUCUACUGCUUUGUUUACUAACUGUAGAAUCCACUGAAAGUAUGUAUUUGUGUGAUACUUAUAAACACUUUGUGUUACCUACUUUAUUGCCAGUUAUGAUAGGUCUUUUGCUAAAUUCAUUUUUUAAACUAAAGGAGUAUAAAGAUCAUUAAAAUAAUUUCCUGGAAGAAUAAUUUGGAAAUUGAAAUCCCAUAAUGAGAGAAAAGUCUAAAACUACAAUUAUACUGCAGUCUCCUUUCAAAGUAAACUAAUUAGUGCAGGUACAUAUCAAGUAAAGUAAAGGAUGAUUCAGCUUGCCAAAAAUUUAAUCUAAAAUGAAGUGUUGUAAUCUGUCUUUGAAAAAAUAUAAGUUGGAAAUUAGAAGUAUUCUAAUCAGGAGAGGGGGGAAGUUCUGUGAUAGCUUUGCAGUUGGGGUUGAAUGGGUAAAAAUGCCUAACUGGCUUUAAGAUGCCAGAAUAUGCUCAGAUCUGCCCUUAAUUGAUACUAUUAAUAUAUAAUUAAUUCAUUAAGAAAUCAGAUUGGUUGGCUUUGACAAUUCCCUUUCAUAUAUUCCAGUGGACAUAAAAGCAAAACUUGUAUUGUUCUUCUGAAAAGGAGCACAAUAAUAUGUUAUAUUCAGUCCUGUUGGAUGAAAAAUUGAACCCAAUAUCUGUCUGAUGAAAAAUCAAAGGCAACAUUUUCAAACCUAAGUAUUUAAAUCCAGACUUUCAGAGGUAAUCAAUAUAUGCAGCUUCUGUUAACUGGAGAAUAAAGCCUAGGAUAAUUUUAAACAGUAAUUCUAGCAAAGAAAACCAUUUAUUGAUUGUUGAUUAACUGACGCAUCUAGAAACAGAGGGAUUUUUAUAUUUCCGUCCUCAGUGUUUAAACUCUGACCCAAUUUUAAUAUUGCACCUGAGUUUAAAAAAGAAUUAAAGAAGAAUUUCAAGAUAAAGAAUUGUAACUCCCUAAACAUUAUCUCAAUACCAUUCAUUACCAUUAUUUUUUAUCGUUAGACUUUGUCUUACACUCUCCUAUUUCUUGCUGAGUUCAGCUGAAUUUCAGGGCCAUUCUUGAGUAUAUAUCAUGUAGUACUUAACAGUGUAAAUGUUCACAUUAAAUGAACAGAGGCAAGCACAAUGUCUGAUAAUAUUUAUGGCAUCCUGUAGCCUAUAACGUUUCUAGUGUGUGAGCAAGUCUGUUUUGUAUUUAUCCUGAAAGCAUUACACAUAGAAAAUCAAACUGUGGACUAAGAUUUACUUUUUGAGUUAAAUGUUAUGGUAUAAACAGCUCUGGUACAGAAAAUAGCUAUGGCCAUUUAGCCCAGUUUUGUAGAAUUUACUCCUUGGUGUACUUUUUGUGAAUUAGCUGGAGUGUUUUGUAAAUAUGUUUCUAUAUUUUUGUACAGUUUGUCUUGCUGCUUUUUUCUUAUUAUCCUUAGCAUUUACAUAGCCAUAAAGAUGUUGUUCUUACUGUAGAGUGUUGUUAAUAAUGAAUGCAAUUAUUAGGAAUUGCAUAUAUUCCAAUAAAUAUGUUAUUUGUCAGCUUAUGUCCUGACCUGUAGGUUGUGUACUCCUUGGGAAAAGAGUUGUUGGUACAUUGAUAUGAAUGGGAAAGUUUAAUUUUGCUAUGGUUACUGAGUUCUACCACUGUAGAAUAUAGUGAUAAUAAUAAUAAUAUUUUAAUUAAAAAUUAAUAGACAUAGGGGCAGAAUCUGAGUCGGUGUGAAUCAGUUGGUUUUCAUCAGCUAAGAAUCUGACCUUAGCAACCAGCUAAGAAUCUUUUAGCAACAAAGAUUUGUCUGUGAUUAUCAAAUACUAUGGAGUGUGAUCUUACCUGAGGAUACCCUGAUGCUGUGAGCAUGUAUUCAAAAUACUUCUGAUGCACUGUAAUAAUAAUACUAUAAAGCUUACUUUGUCAUGAAAUGGACUGAUAUUUUAUAUUGCACUGUUUUAUUAAUUUAACAAAUAAACUUUCAAUUUAUUAAAA
Molecule: messenger RNA, 5796 nt
Organism: Rhea pennata
Lineage: Eukaryota; Metazoa; Chordata; Aves; Rheiformes; Rheidae
Gene: TMEM71
Product: transmembrane protein 71
Exons: 10
Coding region: 210-1217 (335 amino acids)
Source: RefSeq, a predicted model, not a curated record